CAGCUUCAACCUCGAUCAUGGAUGACUUUCCAGAGAAAAAGGAACACCCCAAGGAUAAGGUAACUCUAGUCAACGAUUAUGUUCAAGAUGGUUCUGAAGGAGAGAAACCGGCUUCAAGAAAAUGGACCAUCUUGCGGACCACUGCCAUCUUUGCAGUUGUAUCUCUCGUGGUUUGUGGAGCCAUCCUGACAGUAUUUUUGUUGACUCGGAAAGAGUCCUGUACUGAGCGCUUAGUGGAAGUCAAUUUGGAGCCAGGUGAAACUUUACUGUAUCAAGUCGAACAAGUCCUUGAAGUACGGAGUGGAGAGCUUCAGAAAGGGACUCUGAGUACCAUAGUUGCACUUCAAGUAAUAAACAAGACUUCAGAAGAGUAUUGGUUCGUUUUUAAGAUCAUCAGCAUUGCUGCUGAAGGAGAAAACUUAGAAAAAAUUGGUUACGUGACCCGAGGAAGAUCGCUACACCAUUUACUUUCACUGGAUUUGACUAUUUUUUUCAAUAGGUCUGAGUUAAACAAAACGUCAAAAUCCACCAAAGCACACGAGUCCUUUGAAUUAUACGGAAACCAAAAGUAUGACGCAAAGUUAACUCGAUAUGCCCGAGCCAUACUUACUCAGCUUCUCCCAACCGUUGAGCGCAACCUUUACGAACUUGUAGAUGGAAAGAAACCAACUCCAAAUUCUGAGCCAAAACCUGAAAAGUCUUCCAUGUUUCCCGGUAUCGUCAAGAUGCACAGAGAAGCAAACACAUCGGAAAAUGACGAACUUUUGAUUAAAAACAAAUUUAAUCGAUCAGAUAUUACAAAUAUGACAUCUGACAUUGACUUGGACAUGUCAUAUGCUGACUCGUCAGUUCUUAAUAAGAGCAACGGCGUGGUAACAAAAGGUGUGGUCCACUUGACUGAAAAACUUAAUUUCGGAGAGCCAGUUCAGUUUAAGAAAGGAUCCCCAGCCAAAAGUAUGGACGUUUCUUUCACGAGUAAGGUUACUCUUCUUAAUGAUGAGAAAUCUCGGACAAGCUAUCUUGAGGACGAGGAACUAGCAGAUGUUGUUGUCCGUGAUUUCAUCAAACUCGUUGCACCAAAAUCUGAGCAAAAAUUUAGGGUUAAAACCUCCGAGAGAGAGGCUUUGAACGAGCCUUCGGCUGAUUUAACCGCAUUGUACACCACGCCCGCUGGCGAAGAUGAGCGAGAAACAAACCUGACAUCAGCAUCGCACGACUCGAGACACCGAAGUCGCAGAGGCUAUUUUCAAAAAAUCCUUACUGCUCCUCAACAGACAACGUUCACACUCUUUAAGAAAAAAGUUAUUGGCGUAGAUGUACAAGUGAAAACCACUGUUCGUAUUGAAUCAAUUAAAAAGUUAUACAAUCUGAAGCUUGACAAGAUUAGGGUGGAUUUAACCCUACAACUGGGAGCUAGAGUAACAAGACGACUUCUCCGAAAGUCCAUUGACACCACUAAGAAAGAAACAAAGGAGAUAAACGGAUGGAACAUCGAUGUUAGUUACAGUAUUCCGAUACUCUGGGUCGUCACUCUCGAUGUGGAUUUUCUUCUUACGACACCUGCUAGUGUCUCAGUGGACCCAGGCCCACGCUCAACUUCCCGAUUGAGCUUAACGGUAACGCCUUCUGCAUCAGUAACUGCCACUUUGCAAGGAUCUGUAGCAGUAGCCAUCAUAAGGGCUGGGGUGUAUGGAGACGGGCACUUGAUACGCGGAAGUCUCCCAGUCACUGUGUCGUAUAAUGCAAAUCGUCCUUCUUAUAGGGAUACCUGCCUGGAUGUUUCAGCUGACUUUAGGAUCCUUGAACUGGAGGCCGGUGUCUUCUACCAAUGGAGAUCUUGUCGGUGGCACUGGUGGAGGUUUAAAUGCAAUUGGGGUACUCGACGCAACUUGUACAGUUUUGGCCGAUGGUCUGCCUUCAGUUUGAGGAAAAAUAUGAUAAAUAGAUGUUUCUGAUCAUGUUACACUUCGCAAGGAGGUCUGAGUGGUGUGAGCUGUUUAGUUUUAGAGCACUUUUCAAUUGAGUGUCGAAAAUAAUACUGGAAUGCUUUAGUUUUGCUUUACUUUGCUCUGUUGUUAGUCCAGAAAAC
This is a messenger RNA of Stylophora pistillata, 2089 nucleotides long. RefSeq lists its product as uncharacterized. NCBI's taxonomy places the organism in Eukaryota, Metazoa, Cnidaria, Anthozoa, Scleractinia, Pocilloporidae. The record is from RefSeq and is a predicted model, not a curated record.